Messenger RNA from Drosophila obscura, 581 nucleotides. Its product is annotated as immune-induced peptides. Bases 61 to 402 code for a protein of 113 amino acids. The transcript is spliced from 2 exons. The record is from RefSeq and is a predicted model, not a curated record. Lineage: Eukaryota; Metazoa; Arthropoda; Insecta; Diptera; Drosophilidae.
UUCGCGAAAACAGCUCUCAGUUCAAGUUGGGCGCUGUAACUGAAGCUGCUGCAUUCCACCAUGAGAUCUUUCGUUGUCAUCUGUAUCGUUGCUGCCAUCGUGCUGUUUGCCGCGGCAAGUGCGCAGCAGAAUUAUGACGGCAGGAAUGGACCGCAUCAGUUUGGCAGCCCGGAAAAUGGGAUUUACAUACGCGGCCAGAACGAAGGACCCUACAAUGUGCCUGGCGUGGGUGGCACAUUCCAGAACUCGCCCUCAAGUGGAAGACAUGAGUACACAGAUGAACAUGGAAAUACCUACACUCACUCUCACUCCCAGUCAGAAGCAUCAACCGCAAAAGGCCUGGCUUGGGCCAUCACCUCCGGCUUGGCAAUCAUCCCGGUCAUGUUUAUGCGUUCAUAUUAAUUACAAAUAUAGAUUAAGAUAUUGGAUAUGGGUAAAAGAUUUCGAUACUACCGGCUGAAAAGCAGCAAGUUGUCAAAAAACAUGUAAUUCCAUUCCCAGAAACGUUACAUUACAUUCCCACUUACGUUUUAUUUUUUGUUAUCCAUUUAAACCUUGUUUUAUAAAUAAUCCAAUAAAAA